Messenger RNA from Episyrphus balteatus (marmalade hoverfly), 4083 nucleotides. RefSeq lists its product as uncharacterized. The coding region runs from base 1 to 4083 and encodes 1360 amino acids. Gene Ontology annotation, molecular function: chromatin binding; aspartic-type endopeptidase activity; nucleic acid binding. The record is from RefSeq and is a predicted model, not a curated record. The transcript has 2 exons. Gene Ontology annotation, biological process: DNA integration; proteolysis. NCBI's taxonomy places the organism in Eukaryota, Metazoa, Arthropoda, Insecta, Diptera, Syrphidae.
AUGACAACUUCAAGACACAGUCACUUCGGUAAGUCCAUUAAGUCACCAGAAAUAAAUAAUAAGGGAGAACAAAUAUCGUCUGCAUUACUAGCCACAGCUAUAGUACGUAUUGAGCUAAACGGCCAGGUUUCUAAACCUUUGCGUGCAUUGUGUGAUACUGGAGCUCAAAUUAAUUUCAUAAGUGACAAUGCCGUUCGUUCACUUAAAUGGCCAACACAACAAUGCAGCAUUCGAAUCCAUGGAAUUGGUAAUGCACCUGAGAAGUCUCAUUCAAGGAAACUAACAUGUCAGCUGCUAUCUAGAAUGAGUUGUACAUCAAUACAAACUAUUGAUUUGAUAGUUGGGCCAAACUUGUCAAAGCUGUGGUUGCCAGAUCAACAGAUUCCAGAAACUGUUAUUCCUUCAGAAGUUUUGCCCAAUUUGGCUGAUCCUGGUGCAUGUGUACCUUCUACAAUCGACAUUUUGCUUGGUGCGGGUGUAUGGGCUGCAGUGAUACGUGAUGGUAGUAUUGUAAGUCCACAAGGAAUUGCAUUUCAACCUUCAACUUUAGGCUGGUUGAUGUACGGUGGAGGAUCAAGUUCAUUUGGUGAUUUAACCAAUGUAAUUGGUGUAACGGUGACAAAUGAGCCACAAUUGGAUCAAAUGUUAAUGCGAUUUUGGGAAACUGAAGAAAUUGAAGUAGCACGAAUCCGCACAGUUGAACAUGAGCGAUGUGAAGAUAUUUUCAUGAAGAAACAUCUCCGCCUUCUUUGCGGUCGCUUUCAGGUUGAUAUACCAUUGCGCGAAGGCAUCGAUCAAACACAACUUGGUUCAUCAAGAGCGAUAGCAUUACAUAGGUUUCUUCAGUUAGAACGCCGAUUCAAGCGCGAUCCAGAAUUAAAGGCAAAAUAUUUUGCAGCCAUUAAUGAACUGCUAUGUAAUGGUCAAAUGAAGUUAGCAGAUCGUCCACCAAAUGAAUUAUAUUACUAUAUUCCGCAUCAUCCAGUGCUAAAAAAGUUUCGUAUAGUGAACGAUGCAUCAUGCAAAACAGAUCGCGGUAUUUCACUUAACGAUGUGCAGCUAGUGGGCGAAAAAUUACAGGAUAACUUGGCUGAUUUAAUUAUGCGUUUCAGAUGUCAUCCAGUUGCUGUCACUGCCGACAUUAAAAAAAUGUACUUGCAGGUGCGCAUCAAUCCUAAACAAUGGGACCUGCAACGAAUCUUUUGGCGACCAGAUGAAAAUACCGCGAUAAAAGAAUACUGGCUAACAGUGGUUACGUUUGGGUUGUCCUCAGCACCACAUUGUGCUGUACGCGCGAUGAUUCAAGGUGCUCGAGAAGCAAAGGGACAAUAUCCAAUAGGUGCAGAAGUGGUAGAACACGACUUUUAUAUAGAUGAUUGUCUUACCGGUGCAGACACUGAUGCAGAAGCUCGCCAGUUGAGUGAAGAAAUAGAUAAAGUGCUGCGAUCAUCUGGGUUUGUAUUAGAUAAAUGGCGAUCAAAUAGGCCGAAUGUAGUACCAAUUUGUGAACAAGGGGCUCUAGAUCUUGGAGAGUUUGAAGACACUACAGUUUUAGGAUUACGAUGGCUGCCAACAACAGAUGAGUUAAUGUUCAAAUUCAAGCUUCAUCCAGUUCUAGAAGUGAAAGAAGCAACCAAACGAAAAUUGCUUAGUCGAAUUGCGAAAAUUUUCGACCCAAAUGGAUACAUAGGUCCAGUUGUGGUAAAAGCGAAAAUAUUGAUGCAAAAAAUUUGGAGCGCAAACAUUGGAUGGGAUUCUUUAGUUCCCGAUAAUAUCUAUCGAGAGUGGCGACGUUUCGAACAGCAGUUGCCACUAGUUACCGAAAUCCGAUUGCCAAGAUGGUUAGGAAUCAAAAGCGAUCGGAAUAUCUCGUUGCAUGGGUUUGCUGAUGCUUCAACAGUGGCAUACGGAGCUGCACUUUAUGUGCGUGUAGAAACAAAAGAUCAAAUCUUAUGUACUCUCAUUGCGGCUAAAUCUCGGGUUGCACCUUUAAAAACAAUUACAAUACCCCUAUUGGAACUUUCUGCAGCGCUGAUGCUCAGCGAAUUAGUAAGGACAUUUAAGAAGACAGCAAAACAUCAAUAUGUGAAAACUACAUUAUGGUCUGACUCUCAAAUCGUGCUAGCCUGGCUUAAAAAAGAUUCUGCAACACUAAAGAUUUUUGUUAAUAAUCGAAUUCAGAAAAUUCAGCAGCUCACAGCAGAUACGGAGUGGCGCUACAUCUCUUCAAUUGACAAUCCGGCUGAUCAAUUAAGCCGAGGAACUUCCGUUGCACAGCUGCGUGAUUCAAGACUUUGGUGGAAUGGUCCUUUAUGGCUACGUCAAAUAGCUAUCCAUUGGCCAAACUAUCAAUUAAAGACAACAUCUACUGAAGAUUCAGAAAUUGCAAAAGAAGAGAAGUUUAACGACAGGGAUUCACAUUUCAGACAGUAUCACAAAGAAAUAGCAAUGAUGAGCGUGACCUUGCGUGGUGUUAAUCUUCUUGAACGUGCUUCAAAAAUGUUUCAGCUGUGUCGACUCUCUGCAUGGCUUUUUAGAUUUAUGCAUAAUAUACGAGUAAAAAAAGAGUAUCGCUGGAAAGGUCCUUUGUCGAAUAAGGAGAUCAAGACAGCUCAAGAAUUCUGGGUUCAUGAAGAGCAGCAGUUGUACUACUCUAAGGAGAUUAAAGCACUAAAGAAUGAACACGAUAAAAGUAUUGAUCCGCUAAGCCCAAUUGCCAACUGCACUCCUUGGCUUGAUAACAAGGGGCUGCUGCGAUUAGGUGGUCGAUUAGGUCGAGCACCGAUUCCAAUAGAGCAAAAGUAUCCCAUUCUUCUACCUGAUGUCAGUCCUUUGGCAAAGUUGGUGAUAAGAGAAGCUCAUGAAAGGUCUCUACAUGGCGGGCCUAACGAAACUAUGGCCUUUGUUAGGCGCAGAUUCUGGAUAACAAAUCUCCGCCGUGCCGUCCGAAAACAUAAUUGGGAUUGUGUGAUAUGCACACGGCACAGGCACCAAGCAACAACACAAAUGAUGAGUGAACUCCCUACAGAUCGAGUGACACCAUGUAGACCUUUUAGUCACACCGGAGUUGAUUAUGCUGGGCCAUACUUGCUUAAAGCACGUGGAGGUCGUUGCAACAUUAUCGAAAAGAAGUACAUCGCAGUAUUUGUUUGCAUGGUUACUAAGGCGGUCCAUUUGGAAUUAGUUGAAAGUCUAUCAACAGCAGAUUUCAUCCAGGCUUUUUUAAGAUUCACAAGCAUUCGAGGUGCCUGCUUACGUUUGUGGAGUGACAAUGGUAAGAACUUCGAAGGUGCAGCGAUUGAACUCAAGAAAAUGCUUCGAAGUUGGAAUGAAAUGGAUAUGGCAAAAGCAUUGCAGAAAUAUGGCACUGAAUGGCGAUUUAUCACACCAGCUGCACCGCAUCAGGGCGGGCUUUGGGAAGCUUGUGUGAAGUCUAUGAAAUACCAUCUCCGAAGAGUGAUUGGUCCGCACAAAUUAACGAGCAGCGAAUUUCAAACAGUUUUGGCUCAAACUAGUGCUGUAAUGAAUUCUCGACCACUUUCGGCCCUCACAGAAGAUCCAGAGGAUUUGUCUUUCCUUACUCCAGCACAUUUUCUUAUUGGAGAACCGAUCAUACAGCCUUUUGGAGCGAACGUUUCGGAAAUCCCGGACAAUCGUUUGAAAUCACCACAGCGAAUUCAAAAAAUGACCCAAGUAUUUUGGAAGGCAUGGGCCCAAGAUUAUCUGCAUCAAUUGCAUCAACGGACGAAGUGGCGACAACCACAACCAAAUUUGAAAACAGGCGAUUUAGUAAUUAUCCGUGAAGAGAAUGUUCCUCCAACUUUCUGGAAGACAGCUAGAGUGAUUGAGACAUUCGCCGGGGCUGAUGGUUUAGUCCGAAACGUUCGGUUGAGAGUCGCAUCUUCAGAUUGGAAGUUGAAACCAAGAGAGAAAAAAGUGCCGUUCAUAAUCUGGGAACGCCCAAUACAGAAACUGUUCCGGCUGCCGAUAGAGACUGAAAGUGAAGCAGAGCAUUCACGGGGGGAAUGUGUUGCCGCCACCAAUUUGUUUUACGAUUUAGAAUUAUCCAAAGAACCAUCAUGA